CAAAACCAUACAUAAAACUGGCGGGAAUGUCUCUCGAUCUUCCCCCACCCUGGCUCCUGUCCGAACUCCGAAGAAGCACACAAGUGCCGCUGGGCCAGAACCAUGAACAAUGGCAACGUCAGGAAGCGUUCGGCACCGGCGCCUCCAGCAGCACCACCGCAGUCGUCUCCAGCUCAACAGCAACAGCAGAAGCACCGAGCAGCCAUGGAAGACGAAGACCUCGACGAGGACGUAUUCCUCGACGAAACCCUGUUGUCUGAGGACGAAGAGUCCCUCAUUCUCCGCGACAUCGAGGAACGUCAAGCUCUCGCCUCCCGCAUUUCGAAGUGGAGACGCCCAUCACUCUCUCAGUCUUAUGUUUCUCAAUCCCAGAGCAUCAUUUUCCAACAAUUGGAGAUUGAUUAUGUGAUUGGAGAGAGUCGCAAGGAGCUGAUGCCGAAUUUACGGGGGCCGGCUGCAAUUAUACGAAUAUUUGGAGUGACAAGGGAAGGACAUAGUGUUUGCUGCCACGUUCAUGGAUUUGAGCCAUAUUUCUACAUCAGCUGCCCUCCUGGAAUGGGACCUGAUGAUAUCUCCCAUUUUCAUCAUAUCCUUGAGGGGAGGAUGAGGGAGGUGAACAGGAACAGUAAGGUUCCCCAGUUUGUUCGACGCAUUGAAAUUGUACAGAGAAAGAGCAUUAUGUAUUACCAACAACAGAAUUCUCAGCCUUUUCUCAAAGUUGUAGUUGCAUUGCCAACAAUGGUUACCAGCUGCCGCGGCAUUCUUGAUAGAGGAAUACAAAUUGAUGGUUUUGGUAUGAAGAGCUUCAUGACGUAUGAAAGCAAUGUUCUUUUUGCUCUUCGUUUCAUGAUUGAUUGCAACAUUGUUGGUGGCAAUUGGAUUGAAGUUCCAGCUGGAAAAUACAAGAAGACAAUAAAGAAUUUGUCAUAUUGCCAAUUAGAGUUUGAUUGCCUGUAUUCAGAAUUGACCAGCCAUGUCCCAGAAGGUGAAUUCUCAAAAAUGGCACCAUUCCGUGUAUUGAGUUUUGACAUUGAGUGUGCAGGGCGCAAAGGUCUUUUUCCUGAGCCUACCCAUGACCCCGUUAUCCAGGUGGCCAAUCUUGUUACAUUGCAAGGAGAAGACCAGCCAUUUGUUCGAAAUGUCAUGACACUUAAGUCAUGUUCUCCGAUAGUUGGCGUUGAUGUGAUGUCAUUUGACACAGAAAGAGAAGUCUUGCUAGCUUGGAGGGAUUUUAUACGGGAAGUGGACCCAGAUAUUAUCAUUGGUUAUAACAUCUGCAAAUUUGAUUUGCCAUAUCUUAUUCAGAGAGCUGAAGCGUUAGGAAUAGCAGAAUUUCCUAUACUGGGCCGCAUCAGAAGCAGUAGGGUCCGUGUAAAAGAUACAACUUUUUCCUCAAGACAGUAUGGAACAAGGGAAAGCAAAGAAGUGACUGUGGAGGGGAGAGUUCAAUUUGAUUUGCUUCAGGCUAUGCAAAGGGAUUAUAAGUUAAGUUCAUAUUCACUCAAUUCUGUUUCCGCGCACUUUCUUGCAGAGCAGAAAGAGGAUGUUCACCAUUCAAUAAUAUCUGAUCUUCAGAACGGGAAUGCAGAAACUCGAAGGCGUCUCGCUGUUUAUUGUUUGAAGGAUGCUUAUCUCCCACAGCGGCUUUUAGACAAAUUGAUGUUUAUUUACAAUUAUGUCGAGAUGGCUAGAGUUACAGGUGUCCCCAUCUCUUUCCUUCUUUCCAGAGGGCAAAGCAUCAAGGUACUUUCUCAACUUCUUAGAAAGGCAAAACAGAAGAACCUUGUUAUUCCAAAUGUUAAACAGGCAGGUUCAGAACAAGGAACAUUUGAAGGUGCAACCGUUCUGGAAGCCAAGGCUGGGUUCUAUGAGAAACCAAUUGCAACAUUAGAUUUUGCAUCUUUAUAUCCAUCAAUCAUGAUGGCAUAUAAUUUAUGCUACUGUACUCUGGUUACACCUGAAGAUGUUCGCAAGCUCAACCUCCCUUCAGAAUGUGUCAACAAGACUCCAUCUGGUGAAACAUUUGUCAAAGCAACUUUACAGAAGGGUAUACUUCCAGAAAUUCUUGAAGAACUGUUGACUGCUCGUAAAAGAGCAAAGGCAGAUCUGAAGGAAGCAAAAGAUCCCCUUGUCAAGGCUGUGUUAGAUGGUCGCCAACUGGCUUUGAAGAUAAGUGCAAAUUCAGUAUAUGGUUUUACGGGAGCUACCGUUGCCCAGUUGCCUUGUCUAGAAAUAUCUUCCAGUGUUACAAGCUAUGGUCGGCAAAUGAUUGAACACACAAAGAAACUUGUGGAAGAGAAGUUUACUACAAUUGGGGGCUAUGAAUACAAUGCUGAGGUUGUUUAUGGGGAUACAGAUUCAGUCAUGGUUCAAUUUGGUGUGCCUACUGUAGCAGUAGCAAUGGUGUUGGGGAGAGAAGCAGCUGAAUUUAUAAGUGGGACUUUCAUAAAGCCUAUUAAACUUGAGUUUGAGAAGGUUUAUUAUCCAUAUCUAUUGAUUAGCAAGAAGAGAUAUGCUGGUCUGUUUUGGACAAACCCGGACAAGUUUGACAAAAUGGAUACUAAAGGCAUUGAAACAGUUCGAAGGGACAAUUGUCUGUUAGUUAAAAAUCUGGUGAAUGAAUGCCUUCAUAAAAUCCUGAUUGACCAAGACAUUCCUGGUGCUGUUCAGUAUGUCAAGAAUACAAUUUCAGAUCUUCUCAUGAACCGCAUGGAUUUGUCAUUAUUGGUUAUUACUAAGGGUCUGACAAAAACAGGGGAUGAUUAUGAGGUGAAGGCAGCUCAUGUUGAACUUGCUGAACGCAUGCGCAAGCGUGACGCUGCCACGGCUCCAAAUGUGGGGGAUCGGGUACCUUAUGUCAUCAUUAAAGCUGCAAAGGGUGCCAAGGCCUAUGAAAAGUCAGAAGAUCCCAUCUAUGUGCUGGAAAAUAACAUACCUAUAGACCCUCAAUAUUAUCUUGAAAAUCAAAUUAGCAAGCCACUUUUGAGAAUUUUUGAGCCUAUUUUGAAGAACGCAAGCAAAGAACUUCUCCAUGGAAGCCACACGAGAUCAAUUUCCAUAUCCACUCCUUCAAAUAGUGGCAUAAUGAAAUUUGCUACAAAACAACUUGGUUGCAUUGGCUGCAAAGCUCGAAUCAGCAACACAGAUCGAACUCUCUGUUCUCACUGCAAGGGAAGAGAAGCUGAACUCUAUUGCAAAACAGUGGCUAAUGUUGCUGAGUUAGAGAUGCUUUUUGGGAGGCUGUGGACGCAAUGCCAGGAGUGCCAAGGCUCUCUUCAUCAGGAUGUGCUCUGCACAAGUCGUGAUUGUCCAAUAUUUUACCGGAGGAAGAAAGCACAAAAAGAUAUGAAUGAAGCAAGGCUACAAUUAGAUCGAUGGAACUUUUAGAAGGUUUGGUUUAUGAAGGUCUUGGCCGUCUGAAUUGGCUGGCACCAAUUUAAAGAUUGCGUCUUAAUAUGAUGAUACAAACUCAGUAGAGAGUUGGAUCCAUUCAAGUGUUGAGUUUACAGUGUUGUUCUUUGUGUUUUGCUGAGUUGUAUAUGUGUUUGUAUGUUGAUUGGGAUUCAAGGUAAAUAAUUUGUUGAAUUUUUUUUGUUGGUUAUUUUAAGUUAAAGAUGAGUAGAUGGUCAAUUUUAGAA
Molecule: messenger RNA, 3638 nt
Organism: Malania oleifera
Lineage: Eukaryota; Viridiplantae; Streptophyta; Magnoliopsida; Santalales; Ximeniaceae
Product: DNA polymerase delta catalytic subunit
Exons: 31
Coding region: 103-3387 (1094 amino acids)
Biological process (GO): DNA replication proofreading; DNA-templated DNA replication; nucleotide-excision repair, DNA gap filling
Cellular component (GO): delta DNA polymerase complex
Molecular function (GO): nucleotide binding; DNA binding; DNA-directed DNA polymerase activity
Source: RefSeq, a predicted model, not a curated record